AUGUCAAGCCAACCUUAUCGAUUUCUACCACAGAUACCAUACUUCAAACCUGGUAUAGCAUCCCCUGCUCCAGUAAUGUCUUCCCAACGUUUUUGUCUUCGAUGGAACAACCAUCAAUCCAAUUUACUUUCAGUAUUUGAUCAAUUACUACAUGAUGAAAGUUUUGUAGACGUAACUCUUGCUGUUGAAGGACAGUUGCUCAAAGCCCAUAAAAUGGUAUUAUCAGCAUGCAGUCCAUACUUUCAAGCCCUGUUUAUGAAUCAUCCUGACAAACAUCCUAUUGUGAUAUUAAAAGAUGUCCCUUAUAAUGAUAUGAAGUGUUUACUUGACUUCAUGUAUAGGGGUGAAGUAAGUGUUGACCAAGAUAGACUUACAGCGUUUUUACGAGUAGCCGAAAGUCUUAAAAUAAAAGGGUUAACUGAAGUAAAUGAAGAAAAAUGUGAUAGUAUAGCUUCCUCUCUCACCCAACAAAAUUUACACAAUUUGCCAAAUUUACAAAGAUUGCAACAAACCAAAAGGUUUGGAAAUAGUUUAAAUAUGUUAAGCAAUGCGUUACUACAACCUAAAAGGAAAAGAGGCAGGCCUCGGAAACUUUCUGGAUGUUCAAAUGGACCAGAUGAUUAUGACAAGGACAUUGUUCAAGGUAGUCCGGAGAUGUUAGAAGUUAAGAUGGGAAUGGAUAAUUUUACAGGCAAUAAUUCUGACGCGAGUGUGAAAAAUGAAGCUGAAGCAGACGAUGACAAGGUAAAAGACGAAACGGAUCCAGUGCCUGGAUCAUCAAAUGACCAGACAACAAAAUAUAAUCAUCAAGAUCACGAAGACUUUCAUCCUUCAGGUGUCUGUGCUUCAGAUACAAUAUCUAAGGUGCGUAAUUUAUUGCACAAUGCCCAACCACAAGCACAUGUGGUAGACUUAAUGCUUCUUUAUAGUAAAUGGUCCUACAUUGUUAUAAACAUGAAUCUGAUGUCUAAACUUCAAGGAACUUGUCAUACAAGUGUGAAAGAAACAACUACCUCUAUUAGUACUAACAGUAAUGCAUAUAUAAAUUCAACUGUACAAGACAUAUCGUAUCAAGAUUCGUUGCAUUCAGAUGAUCUCGAAAUAGAAGAAGAUACUGAAAAUGAUAUACAGACAAGUUGUGAAAAUGCAGAUGAAACAUCAGACAAAGCUGUAGCAAUAGAUAAUUGUACAAGUAGUAGUGGCACUCCAAAGAAACAUAGGAAUAAGGGUAUUAUUGACUUAGACGAUUUUGCUCAAUAUCAGAUAGUUUUAGAUGAUCCUACUAACUACAACAAAAAUUACCUUUUUAAUUCUGCAAAGAAAUCUAAAGAUCAUGAAAAAUCAGCUCGGGAUUUCUGUGUUAGAGAAAAAGAUAACCUCUACAGAUGCACAGUUUGCGACAGAAAUUAUACCCACAUUAAAUUGCUGUCCCAAAAAUUACUGAUACCGAAAACAGAGUUGGCAGAUAAUGCAGAAAGUUCAAAUUCAGAACAAUCAAAUCAGCGCCCAGCAACUCCUGCGUCCUCCCGUAUUAGCACUCCAGACAAUAUUAUAAAUAAUAACAAUAUCAUGACACCUUCAACUAGUGCAGUAACACCGAUACCAAAUAUGUCGAAUCUACCACAGAAUUUCCCGAACGCCAUGAGCGCACCUUCAACAGGUAGACAACCGACAAAGCGCAGAGUCAGGCGUAGAGCGACAUCUCAGAGCCAAGAUCCCGCAGAAGCACUUACGGAAAUGUCGGUAAGAGGAUUGAAUUUGUUCAGAUACGCUUCAAUAAACGAAGGAGUGUAUCAAUGCACAGAGUGUGCAAAAGUCGAUGUUCAAAAAACGUUUAAGAAUAAGUACAGUUUUCAACGACAUGCUUUCUUAUAUCAUGAAGGACACCAAAGAAAAGUGUUUCCAUGUCCCGUAUGCCAGAAAGAAUUCUCGAGGCCUGAUAAAAUGAAGAAUCACAUGAAAACAGUCCACGACUGCUUCAUGCCCAAAGAUGUAGUUUUUCCCCCCAUGGGCUUUUUUCCCGCCUUGUAA
Messenger RNA from Diabrotica balteata, 2031 nucleotides. The record is from the annotation of a GenBank genome assembly. Lineage: Eukaryota; Metazoa; Arthropoda; Insecta; Coleoptera; Chrysomelidae.